Messenger RNA from Oncorhynchus mykiss (rainbow trout), 972 nucleotides. The record is from RefSeq and is a predicted model, not a curated record. Lineage: Eukaryota; Metazoa; Chordata; Actinopteri; Salmoniformes; Salmonidae.
GACAGAAAGAGGGAGAGAGAGAGAGGCAGACAGAGGGAGAGAGAGUGAGAGAAAAGGGGGCUGUUAGAGUGCACGCUGAAACACACCAAUCAGAGAAACAGACAGCAUCAGUCGUGUCUGGGCUCGCGCUGCACUGUUGGUUCUUUACCAAGUGGUGAGAUCAGAUGAUACCGAAAAUAUAUAUAUAUUUUUAAAUAACUGAACCGAAACACCGAACAGGCUACGUCUGAGGUUUGUGUUGCGGGUAAAGUUUGGAUUUUAGACAGCUUGCGCUGAGUGAAGCUCCUCCCGUCUCUCCCUUCACCGUAAACACAGCAGGUGGAUGCCGCCAUGCCAUUUGGGUGCCUUGCCGUGCGAGAUGGGCGGAACUUGGACAACAUCUAUGAUGUCACCGAUAAGUAUGAGAUGGGACAGGUCCUUAAAGCGAAGGAGUUCUGUGAGCUGUGUAUGGCUAAAGACAGACAGACCAACAAGGUGUUUGUCUGUAAGAAGUUUCUGAAGAAGGACGGGAGGAAAGUACGCAAGGCUGCCAAGAAUGAAAUCCAGAUCCUCAAAAUGGUCAACCAUCCAAACAUCCUCCAACUGAUCGACACUUUUGAGACGCGGAAGGAGUUCUUCAUCAUCCAGGAGCUGGCUACAGGCGGUGAUGUGUUUGACUGGAUUCUGGACCAGGGGAAUUAUACAGAGAGAGAUGCCUCCAACGUGAUCAAACAGGUUCUAGAGGCCGUAUCCUAUCUACACUCACUCAACAUCGUACACAGGAACCUCAAGUUGGAGAACCUGAUGUACUACGCAGAGAACAAUCACAACAAAGUGGUUCUGCGGGAUUUCUACCUGUCCAAGUUUGAGAACGGUUCCAUCACAGAACCCUGUGGAACACCGGAGUACCUGGCUCCCGAGGUUGUGGCCAGACACCGGUACGGUCGACCGGUGGACUGUUGGGCAGUAGGGGUCAUCAUGUAUAUACUGUGA